Messenger RNA from Oncorhynchus masou masou (cherry salmon), 6372 nucleotides. Its product is annotated as gap junction gamma-1 protein-like. The record is from RefSeq and is a predicted model, not a curated record. Gene Ontology annotation, cellular component: connexin complex. Bases 499 to 1761 code for a protein of 420 amino acids. Gene Ontology annotation, biological process: cell-cell signaling. The transcript is spliced from 2 exons. Gene Ontology annotation, molecular function: gap junction channel activity. Lineage: Eukaryota; Metazoa; Chordata; Actinopteri; Salmoniformes; Salmonidae.
UGUUGCCACUAACAAGCCUCUCUCAGCUGGGUGGGUGUUAAUUUCAAUCUGCAGUCAGAUGUCCUUAAAUUUGACCCUCUGGUACAGGGUCACUUGCCAGGGUGGGGAGUGAGACAUUUUUUCCUUGUCUUUCUCCUUCUCUUUUUUAUAAUUCCUUCUUGGGCAAAAGGCUGGCGUAAUAGAAAACAGACACGAGUCAGAAUGUGAGGCAUUCACAGGAGAAAAAGUUCAGUUCCGUCCUCACUGUGUGGAUAAGUCAGGAGAGGAAAACAGAAAAGGCUAAGUAGUCUAAUCAUACAGUGUUUGUUGUUUUUACCAUGUGGGGGAGAUGAUGUUGUUGUUAGCUAGUGUGUCACAGCGUCAGAUCAGGAUUAGGAUGGAUCCUCCAUGCCAUCGGCACGGACUUGGCACGGGAUGGCUGUGAAAAUGUGGACAAAGUUAUGUCUGAACAGAGCGUGCAGUCCAACUUCUUCUCCAGAUUCUAGUUGAAAAGCCUCUAUGACCACCAUGAGCUGGAGCUUUCUCACGCGUCUUCUGGAAGAGAUCCACAACCAUUCCACCUUUGUGGGGAAAGUGUGGCUCACGGUGCUCAUCAUAUUCCGCAUUGUGCUGACCGCCGUGGGGGGCGAGUCCAUCUACUCUGACGAGCAGACCAAGUUCACCUGUAACACCAAGCAGCCCGGUUGUGACAAUGUGUGCUACGAUGCCUUCGCCCCACUCUCACAUGUCCGCUUCUGGGUCUUCCAGAUCAUCAUGAUCUCCACCCCCUCAGUAAUGUACCUGGGCUACGCCAUCCACAAGAUAGCCCGCACCUCAGAGUUGGAGCGCCGGAAGUUCCACCGCCGGAAGAAGCUCAUUCAUGCUCAAAGGUGGACGGAUAGCCACCCGCUUGAGGAGGUGCGGGAGGAGGAUGAGGACAACGAUGCAGAGCCUAUGAUCUACCAGGAGGAGGUGGUGGAAGCCCAAGAAGUCAAGCCUGAGCCGGCCAAGCCGCAGAAACAUGACGGCCGCCGGCGGAUCAUGCAAGAGGGCCUGAUGAGAAUCUAUGUCCUUCAGCUACUGUCCCGGGCCGUGUUUGAGAUCGGCUUCCUGGCGGGCCAGUAUCUUCUCUACGGCUUCCGUGUUAAUUCAUCAUAUGUGUGCAAUAAGUUGCCCUGUCCCCACAAUGUAGACUGCUUUAUAUCUCGGCCGACGGAGAAGACCAUCUUCCUGCUCAUCAUGUAUGUCGUCAGCUGCCUCUGCCUGCUCCUCAACGUGUGUGAGAUGUUCCACUUGAGCAUUGGAACAUUCCGAGACACUCUCCGCAAGAGGAGAAAUCAGGGGGGUCGACGGCCCUCGUACAGCUACCCGUACUCCCAUAACAUCCCCGCCUCUCCCCCCGGGUACAACCUGGUCAUGAAGUCAGACAGGCCCAACCGGAUUAUCCCCAACAGUCUAAUUAUGCACCAUGAGCAGAACAUGGCCAACGAUGUCCAGGAACAUAACCAAGAGUGCACCAGUCCAGAUGACAACAUCCCCUCGGACCUAGCCAGCCUGCACCGCCACCUACGGGUGGCCCAGGAGCAGCUCGAAAUGGCCUUCCAGACCUACAACACCAACAAGAACCAGCCCACCUCGAGGACAAGUAGUCCUGGAAGCACCUUGGCAGAGCAAAUCAGGGUCAACACAACCCAGGAGAAACAAGGAGCCAGGCCGAAAUCAGCCACUACAGAGAAAGCUGGGACCGUUGUAAAAAAUGGAAAGAGUUCUGUAUGGAUUUAGGAAUUAUUAACUUCACGUGGUACAGUAAUCUUAGUGAAAAGUAAUUUUCAAUCUCCAGGUCCAUAUUCUGUGGAUAAUGGAAGAUGUGAAAUGAGACAAGAUAGGUAAAAUCUUUGGAGCGUGAAUCGAUUGCUCUGCCUGAAUAGAUUUAGCUUUAUCACAAGGAGAAACCAGCAGUGUGACGUGUCAGAUCAGGAGCACACAAAAUAGGCACUAUUUACAUGUGAUAUCAAAACAAUGGUAAACAAAAAAAGGAAAAACAAACAUGAAGAUAUCACUAAAUACAGUAGUAGUGUAUCCUAUUAUUAGGGUGUCUUUUUGUGCUAUAACAUAGCUUGAACAUAGUUAAUAUAUGCAUAUGUUGCUUAUUCAAACAUUUCUUAUUUUAGCUACUUACGAAUAUAGGGAGAUAUAAAAUGAACCAUGAUGGCAAUAUAUUUAGAAUUAUUUUUACUGGGAUUAUUAAUUUAACCUUGCUUUUGAACUGGAUUAAUUUGACAGAAUACAUUUAAUUUGUCUUUAAAACUAUAACAAUAUGCAAGUGUGUCUUUUUUAAAUGGUGGUCUAGUUAAAAGCAAUACCGUGGUAAGCACAUUUUAAUGGCACUACGAUUGAAUCCUGAUGAUGUUUAAGAAAAGGACGGUGAACCAAAUGUGAAAAGUAAUCUAGACAUUCCUAACUGUUCAGAUUUGAACUUGGAACCUUUUAACUAAUUUUGAGUUGUAUUAAGACAUUUAGAAAAAUAUGCAUUAAUAAUUUAUUUGAGGAAGAAAUGCUGGAUAUGUAUGGGUUAUGUUGAAAGAUAAGAUGUGAAAUCUUAUAGGACAAAUGCUGUUUCAUCAGCAGAGGUUUGAGCAAAACUGUUCUCCAUAGAGUAAGAUUUUAUUUCACUCUAGUUUUCAAAGCGUUGUUGUAAGAUUACAUUUUUAUUUAGCAUUUUGCAGUGACAGAAAAAGGUAAGUAGGUUGUUGUUUUGAAAAUUUAAACAACCAAUUUCUGAUAAUUUCUGCUGUUUUUGUGGGGUAGAUAAUGAAUGAAUUGACUUUGCUACAUUUUAACACAUUGUACAUAUACAGUACAAUGCACAUAGUAGAAGAUGUACACUGAGUGUACAAGACAUAGGACACUUGCCUAAUAUUGAGUUGCACCCAUUUGCUAAAUGACUAAAAUGUAUAAAUGUAAAUGUGUCGAAAGUGUUUCACAGGGAUGCUGGCCCAUGUUGACCCCUAUGCUUCUCACAGUCAUGUCAAGUUGGUCUUUGGGUGGUGGACCAUUCUUUAUACACACAGGAAACUGUUGAGCAUGAAAAAUCCAGCAGUGUUGCAGUUCUUGCCACAAACCGGUGCACCUGACCCCUACUACAGCACCCCAUUCGAAGGCACUUAAAUCCUUUGUCUGAGACGAAUAUACAAUAAUGUUGCAAUUGUCUCAAGACUUAAAAAUCCUUCUCCUCCCCUUCAUCUACAGUGGCUUGCGAAAGUAUUCACCCCUUGGCAUUUUCCUAUUUUGUGCCUUACAAUCUGGAAUGAAAAUUGAUUUUAUGGGGGUUUGUAUCAUUUGAUUUACACAACCGGCAUACCACUUUGAAGAUGCAAAAUAUGUUUUAUUCUGAAACAAACAAGAAAUAAGACAAAAAAAUCAGAACUUAAGCGUGCAUAACUAUUUACCCCCCCCCCCCCCCCAAAGUCAAUACUUUGUAGAGCCACCUUUUGCAGCAAUUACAGAUGCAAGUCUCUUGGGCUAUGUCUCUAUAAGCUUGGCACAUCUAGCCACUGGGAUUUUUUCCCAUUCUUCAAGGCAAAACUACGCAAGCUCCUUCAAGUUGGAUGGGUUCCGCUGGUAUACAGCAAUCUUUAAGUCAUAUCACAGAUUCUCAAUUGGAUUGAGGUCUGGGCUUUGACUAGGCCAUUCCAAGACAUUUUAAAUAUUCCCUUAAACCACUCAAGUGUUGCUUUAGCAGAAUGCCUAGGGUCAUUGUCCUGCUGGAAAGUGAACCUCCGUCCAAAUGUCAAAUCUCUGGAGGACUGAAACAACAUGUUUCCCUCAAGUAUUUCCCUGUAUUUAGCGCCAUCCAUCAUUCCUUCAAUUCUGACCAGUUUCCCAGUCCCUGCCGAUGAAAAACAUCCCCAUAGGGAUGGUGUUCUCGGGGUGAUGAGAGGUGUUGGGUUUGUGCCAGACAUAGCGUUUUUCUUGAUGCCCAAAAAUCUCACUUUUAGUCUCAUCUGACCAGAGUACCUUUUUCCAUAUGUUUGGGGAGUCUCCCACAUGCCUUUUGUCAAACACCAAAUGCAUUUGCUUAUUUUUCACUUUAAGCAAUUACUUUUUUCUGGACACUCUUCUGUAAAGCUCUGUGGAGUGUAUGGCUUAAAGUGGUCCUAUGAACAGAUACUCCAAUCUCUGCUGUUGUGCUUUGCAGCUCCUUCUGGGUUUUAAUUAGUCUCUUUGUUGCCUCUCUGAUUAAUGCCCGCCUUGCCUGGUCUGUGAGUUUUGGUGGGCAGCCCUCUCUUGUUGUUGUGGUGCCAUGUUCUUUCAAUUUUUUAAUAUAUACUGAGAUCAUGUGACAGAUCAUGUGACACUUAUUGCACACAGGUGGACUUUAUUUAAGUAAUUAUGUGACUUCUGAAGGUAAUUGGUUGCACCAGAUCUUAUUUAGGGGCUUCAUAGCAAAGGGGGUGAAUACAUAUGCACAUACCACUUUUCCAUUUAAAUUUGUAUUUUUAGAAACAAGCAAUUUUUUUCACUUCACUUCACCAAUUUGGGCUAUUUGUGUAUGUCAAUUACGUGAAAUCCAAAUAAAAAUCCAGUUAAAUUACAGGUUGUAAUGCAACAAAAUAGGAAAUACGCCAAAGGGGAUGAAUACUUUUGCAAGGCACUGUACACUGAUUGAAGUGGAUUUAACAAGUGACAUCAAUAAGGGAUCAUAUCUUUCCCCUGGUUUCACCUGGUCAGCCUAUGUCAUGGAAAGAGCAGGUGUCCUUAAUGUUUUGUACACUCAGUGUAUAUCCUCAUAAGUUUAAGUUGACAUAUUUUCUCAUAUUUAGGAAUCUGUCUUGAAAAUGGAAAGCAUUUUAUUAUUGUUUUACCACCCUUUUCUCCCCAAUUCCAUUAUUAUAUAUAUAUAUAUUUUACGUGUAUUUUUAACCCUCCUUCGGAGGACACAUAUCUUUUUCUACUUUUACAACUUUUCUGCUACAUAUACAUACAUUUUACAUACACAUUUUACAUACACAUUUUGCAUACACAUUUUACAUACAUGGUACUUUUAUUUAAAGCAAUCACAUAUCAGUAAUACAUUACCAAACAUAAAUUAUUUAAUCACACCCCUCAGCCACUCUCAGCCCAUUCCACCUAUCACAAUAGAACCCUCUUGUUUGGUUUCAUUUCUGCAACUCCCUAACGGGCUUGGGAGAGGCAAAGGUCAACUGAUGCGUCCUCAGAAACAUGACCUGCCAAGCCGCGCCUCAACACUUACUCACUUAACCCGGAAGCCAGCUGCAUCAAUGUGUCGGAGGAAACACUUUUAAACUGACAACAGAAGUGAGUCUGCAAGCGCCUGGCCCGCUGAAAGGAGUUGCUAGAGCGCGAUGAGUCAAGUUAUGUCCCACUUUUAUGGUCUUAAGUUUCAUGAGCUGUGUUGUACAAUAUGAUAUAAAACACAGGAAAUAUAGAAUUUUGACUGCACUGGGCCUUUAAAACUUUCAGAAGGCAGGUUUCCAUUUACCCAGAUUUAUUAGACAAAAGCAAUGUUGCAACAACAACACAAACAUUGCGACACAUUUAAUGGAAACGGCAGCCAUGGGAGAAAUGUUUGAAAGAUCGACAGCAUUUUUAUCUGUUCGACAAGAGUGAAUUUUUAAAUGGGUGUCAUGACUCUCUUAUCAUAAGAGUAGGGGUGUUAACCAGCCAUAAAAUGAUGCAAUAUAUGUCACAACAGGCGUAAAUAUAUUGGUCAUGACAGUGUUAUGACCAUAUUACGCCAGGUUAUACGCUGUUAUGACAUAUUAUGACAUGGUUAUGACCGUGUCAUAAUGUGUUAUGACACUGGCUGUUAAGUAAAUUGUUACCCAAGUAUCACCAUCCAGUUUGUUUUCUACAAGAUUGCAAUUUCUACCAUUGCAACGACUGUGGCGAUACGUUGGCAAAUCAGAAUGAUUAGAAAUGGCAGAUAUUAGUCAAUUCUUGCAUACUAUCCAUGCUGGGUUUUGCGGGCUACCUGAGACAUGAAACAGAUAGGUGGGAGGGCAUACAGGCAAUUUAUUAAUGCGCAAUUUGCCUAAAUGGAUCAUGGAAACACUUCAACCAUUUAAUUUGUGUUUGACACUCAGUCAGGGGUACUCAACUCUUACCCUACGAGGUCCAGGGGCCUGCUGGUUUUCAGACAAUUGUUGCAUUUAUUUUCGAUGCAAACGUUCUAAAUGUCGACCAAAAAAAAUCUCUGGCCAAGUUGAUGGAAACAUAGCUAGUGUAAAUUAAUGAAGUUGUUUUCUGCGUUGUUUAUUGUAGAUACAUAAUUCUGCCUUUAGCAUUAUGAGACUCCAAAGUGCCUCAAAUGGUUAAGAUUGUUCCUGUGUUUUAUUUAAAAAAAAUAAUAAUAAACCUAGAUGAAAAUGC